UUUUAGACGUUGCUAUUUACACACUCUGGGAAAGGUCCUGGUGGAUGAACAUUGAACAAUGUCUAAAGAAAUUUUGUAAUUGAUUUAAAUAACUUCCUGUGAGGUAUAACCGAGGAUCGAGGUGAGACUCGAUUACCUCGUAGUGUCGGAGUAAAACUAGGAAUUUCGUCAAAAUGGUUUGCCGUUUGUCAAGUUGUUGUUGCUGUUCACUACGAACGGGAACUUUGAUUCUUGGGUAUUUCGGAUUGAUUAGCGGUAUAAUCACAUUUUUCGAUACUAUAAUUAAUUUAGGAUAUAUUUUUGUAAAUGGCGGGUUAGAGUUUUCUAACGAGAUACCAGACGGGGAUCAUAGCGCCUUUGCAACGUUGGCUACAUGCGUGGAAAUCUAUUAUAUCAUAAUUCUGGUUAUAUGUAUACAAGGUGUUCUAUUUAAUUAUUUAUUAUUGAUUGGGAUUUAUAAGGUGAACUAUAAAAUGUUUUUCAUGUUUGGUGAUCGAAAUUAA
Molecule: messenger RNA, 503 nt
Organism: Chrysoperla carnea
Lineage: Eukaryota; Metazoa; Arthropoda; Insecta; Neuroptera; Chrysopidae
Exons: 4
Coding region: 174-503 (109 amino acids)
Source: RefSeq, a predicted model, not a curated record